AGAUGGGAGUAGGUCCCGAUGCUAUUCAGGUGGAGGAACAUGUUGGGAAAUCAAGAGGUAGGAAGAAGAAAGAUGGGGCGGAAGAGGCAGAAACCGGAUGUUGGAUUAAGUUCAGAUUCAUGGGGAGUUGCAUCUCCUCAAGAUCCAAAGUCGAUAGCUCUAUAAGCGGCACCAGUACUCAUUAUGCGGAGAGUAAGUCCACAAAUGAUAGGAGCAAAGACCAACCAACUGCUCCCGUAGUCUCAUCUACAACAACAAGUAAUGCAGAAAGUAAUCCGCCAACUCCAAAAGUAAGUGAGGAGCUGAAAGUUGCCUCGCAGCUAAGGAAAUUCACAUUUAAUGAACUUAAGUCUGCAACAAGGAAUUUUAGGCCAGAGAGUCUUCUUGGUGAGGGUGGCUUUGGUUGUGUAUUCAAGGGAUGGAUUGAGGAGAAUGGAACUGCCCCAGUGAAACCGGGCACAGGGCUUACAGUUGCAGUUAAAACACUUAACCAUGAUGGACUUCAGGGGCAUAAAGAGUGGCUGGCGGAAGUUAAUUUUCUUGGUGAUCUUCUGCAUCCUAAUUUGGUUAAAUUGAUUGGGUAUUGCAUUGAAGAUGAUCAAAGGUUGCUAGUAUAUGAGUUUAUGCCUAGAGGAAGCUUGGAGAACCACCUCUUCAGAAAAGGGUCCCUGCCUCUCCCGUGGUCCAUCCGAAUGAAAAUUGCACUUGGUGCUGCGAAGGGCCUUGCUUUUCUUCACGAGGAAGCGGAAAGACCAGUGAUCUAUCGUGAUUUCAAAACAUCUAACAUCCUGUUAGAUGCGGAAUACAAUGCUAAACUCUCUGAUUUCGGGCUCGCUAAAGAUGGUCCUGAGGGUGAUAAGACUCAUGUAUCCACUCGAGUAAUGGGAACAUAUGGCUAUGCAGCUCCAGAAUAUGUCAUGACAGGUCAUCUAACAUCAAAGAGCGACGUUUACAGCUUUGGAGUGGUCCUACUUGAAAUGCUAACUGGACGAAGAUCCAUGGACAAGAAUCGACCAAAUGGGGAGCACAACCUAGUGGAAUGGGCCAGGCCUCAUCUUGGAGAAAGGAGGCGGUUUUAUCGACUCAUAGAUCCCCGCCUCGAGGGUCACUUCUCAAUCAAAGGUGCUCAGAAGGCUGCCCAGCUGGCCCACCACUGUCUCAGCAGGGAUCCAAAAGCUCGGCCUCUGAUGAGUGAAGUCGUCGAAGCUCUAAAGCCACUCCUGAACCUGAAAGACAUGGCCAGCUCAUCGUACUAUUUCCAGACCAUGCAAGCAGAGCGGGCUGCAGCCAACCCCAACAACCCUAAUGCCAGAAAUGGUAUGAAGUCGCAGGCAUCCAUGACAAGAAAUGGACAGCCAAUGAGGAGCCUCUCUUAUGGAGCACAUGCUUCUCCUUACCACCAAUCACCAAAGCCCAACGGUAAACAACCGUAGACAUGGGUGUUCCCAUUCCACAGUUUCUGAUUCUCCUUUUUCUUUUUCUUUUUUCCUUUAAUGUAUUUUGUUCGUAUGGGGAAUACGGGUUCUCUUCAAAGAGUGGAUGGGUGGUGGGGAGUAGGGUGGACUUGUGGGGACGUGGUGUCUUUUGAAAGUGAUGAGAGAAGUCUGAUGAUGAGCUAAAAUGGAGAUACUAGAGAGAGAGAGAGAGAGAGAGAGAGAGAGAGAGGUGGCAUGGUAAGUUGCUUAUAAAAUUUAUUUGGAAAAUGUAACUGAAGGAGGAUGAUAUACAGGGACGCAACUUAAAAUGACUGAUGAAUGUUUUUACCCUUUC
This is a messenger RNA of Magnolia sinica, 1770 nucleotides long. Its product is annotated as serine/threonine-protein kinase PBL34-like. The transcript is spliced from 6 exons. Gene Ontology annotation, molecular function: protein kinase activity; ATP binding. Gene Ontology annotation, biological process: protein phosphorylation. The record is from RefSeq and is a predicted model, not a curated record. Bases 3 to 1433 code for a protein of 476 amino acids. NCBI's taxonomy places the organism in Eukaryota, Viridiplantae, Streptophyta, Magnoliopsida, Magnoliales, Magnoliaceae.